CUCUUAUUGGCUCUUUCUGGAACGACACUAAAUGGCACGAAUAACUACUGCACUCGUAAAAAAGCUUGUUUCUCUGUCUUCUUUUCAAGUUUAUUUCUACAAUUCAUAACAAAAGUUGUUGACUCACAAGCUUAACAUGCGAAAACCUAGCUUCGGCGGGAAACCUCCAAUAUUGGAGCUCCCGACUUUCGAAGGCACACCUCGCGAAGCAACGUUUAUGUAUACACCUUCUGAUCAGUCGACUAGAGACGUAGAAGGACUAUCUGUAUUCGAAUCCGAUGGUCAGAUUGAUCGAGAUUCAGUGUAUACCGAAAGUGACAAGGGCGAAGCAAAGAAAGAAGGGUAUCGCUUAUUUGGCAUCAUACCUUAUUAUAUCAGCGUCGCUUGUCUUGCUCUUUUCGUCUCACUCCUUGCUCUUACAAUCGGUCUUGUACUAUACUACUACUUACAUGGAGAAGACUAUCAGAAAUUCCGGACGCAGAUACAUACAGAAUGCUCAAACAAAGCAACUGCAAUUGAAAAACAAAUAAGUGGAAUUGCAGCCGCUUUCGGUGGAGUAUCUUUCUGGCUAGAUAUGUCACCAGAAUCGUCUCGUACACAGAGUGGAUUCGAUCUAGCCGUACGCUUGGCCACCGCCAAUUCUAUGAACACCAACGCAGUUGAGGUUAUUGCCUAUGCACCUCUUGUAAACGAUAGUGACCGUGCCGCUUGGGAAAGUCAAUAUCAAACAACUAUAAAACAGUCGCAACCAGAUAACUCGCUGAUAACAUCAGAGCAAAAGCCAUAUUACUUUCCCGUUCAAUGGCAAUCACCUGUGGGAGAAUUUAUUUUAGGACUUGAUGUAUAUUCGAGUCCUGUUAGAUCAGACGCUCUGAACCAGACGUUGCUAAACAAAACGCCUACUCUGACCCCUUUCUUUAGUUUGGUUAUUGCAAAUGUCACUGGAUUUUGCGUCUAUUACCCUGUGUACCAAAAUUAUUCCAUGAACGACGAUGCACUUUCCGCAAUUGUGGCGGUUUGCUUUGGAGCUGAUAUAGCUCUUAAUGAAGCACUAGAAGGCUUACAGGAUUACGUAACACACGUCAGAGUUAUGGAUCAUUUUGGUACUGUGGGCUACGAAACCACAGGGUCACAGGCAUCAGGCUAUAACGAAACGAUGGAAUUUUCUGUCAUGAAUGAAACAUGGGUUAUUUCCUGUUACGAAAAUUAUACAGCGCAACCAUUUGCUGCCGUCAUACUCUCUAUCAUAUUGUUGAUAGGCUUCCUAGCAACCAUUGCCAUUAUGGUUUGCUCAAGACGCUAUCAUCGCACGUCAAACGAUGCAAUCAUCCACAAGUUCAGAUACAAUCGUUCCAAGCGGCGUGCGCAAGCCAUUCUUCAAUCAAUUCCAGACCCGCUCCUUGUUCUCAACGGUGAUGGAAGAGUGGUGGAUUGCAAUCAGCAGGCUUUACAUGUUUUCGGAGUGGAUCACAAAAAGCGGCUGCUAGGAUGUCAUAUCAAGCACCUUUUCGUUUCCUCCUUUACAAGUGCGCUUAUUCGCGACAAUGUAAUACAACCAGGCCUUCAUGAGGUUAGGGUAAAACGCCAUCAAACUGGAGAAUACUUUAUAGCGGAAGCCAACUUUUCUUAUGUCGAAGACAUCAACGACGCUAAUGAUGAAAAGCCGUUCAUGACGCAAGUCGUAUUAAUGAGAGAUGUUUCGGCCAAAAAGGAGGCUGCAUUACAACUUCAAAACGCUAAACAACAAGCCGAAGACACAAACCAACAGAAAUCACAGUUUUUGGCAUUCGUAUGUCAUGAACUUAGAAACCCUCUCCAUGUCAUUUCUGGAAUGAGUGAACUUUUAAACAAUAUGGUUGUACAACCAGACAAGCAAGAAUAUGUCAGAAACAUCAUCACCUCUUCGAAUCAUAUGCAAAGCAUCGUAAAUGAUGUUUUGGAUAUUGCUCAACUGUCGGAGAAUGAACUACGUCUGAAUUAUCAACCCUUCAAUCUGAAACAAUUAUUAGAAGAUGAAGGAAAGUUUAUGAUGAGGUCAAUACAAGAACAAGAAGGCGACGUAAAGGGCGUCGUUAAUAUCUCCUACUCUGUACCUGAGUAUGUCAACAGUGAUAGCACGAGAAUAACACAACUUAUCAAGAAUCUUGUCGAUAACGCUAUCAAGUUCACUCAACAAGGCGUUGUUACCUUGGAGGUAUCUGCUUCUGACAAAAAGAACCCAGACUCAACCAUUGAAAAUGUUUUGUUCCUCAUUUCUGAUACGGGCAUUGGAAUUCCUGUAGAGCAUCAGGACGAGAUUUUCCAACCGUUUUCAAAAGCAAAUAUAUCCAUGGGUAAUCAUUUUGGCAGUUCUGGUAUCGGACUUUCCAUCGUUCAUCACCUGGUCGAUCUCAUGGGAGGCAGUAUAGAAGUGGAAAGUGAAGUCAACGUUGGCACUACUUUUAAAUUCACAUUGCCUUUAGCGCUUGCUACCGAGGAUGAUUUCUUGGCCUUCCAAUCCGCCAAUGAUUCUACUUCUUCAACGGCUUUAUCUCCUGUCAGCAAUUUCGGACCCUCUGCCAUAAAGCCUACACUGUUACUUGAGCGUCCACAACCAAAGAGUUCUUGGAGCAUCGCUUCAAAUGCGUCUAACGAUCAAAGUAUCGGAAGGAGCGAUGAGCAAGAUUCGCUACUCGUAAACCGGGGUUCUGAAACGAACCUUAUAUCAUCGGCUAGCACUGACGCACGUUUGUCUUCGUGCUUGUCUCUGUCAGGCUUGUCGAAUGGAGGCACAUCAAGCGGCGAACACGACUCCGAUGCAGUAUCAACUCCUAACUCUGUUCACGAGGGUGGAAGCUAUAGUACAACCCGGAAGGAUUAUUUUGGAGCACUGGACACAAGCGAACUAGGCACCAUCGAGGAAAAGCCCGUAUGCCUAGUAGCUGAGGACAAUGAACUUUGUCAAAAGAUCGCCACCAAGAUGCUCGGCAAAGAGUAUGUUGUCGAAAUAGCUGCCAAUGGCCAGAUUGCCGUUGACACUGUCAUGGCAGCACCAGACAGGUUUAACAUCAUUAUCAUGGAUAUCAUUAUGCCUGAAAUGGAUGGAAUCCAAGCUACUAUAGAGCUCAGAAAGAAUGGCAUCAAAAUUCCCAUUAUUGCCGUCACGGCUAACGCAGCCGAGGCCGACAAGAAAGAAGCCAUGAGGCACGGCUUCAACGGCUAUAUCACGAAGCCUUACAAACGUAACCUUCUAACUGCUAUGCAGCGAGCCCUGAGUGCUGCCAAGCAAGAAUCAUCAUCGUCAUAGCCACUCUCUGUUUUCAUACACCUGCCGACAACUAUACCAUUUCUGUAUGUGAGCAUAAGAUCUAACGCACAUGUAUUUUCUUUUUAAGCGUUAUAUAAAUAUCAGCUAUAGAGCUAUCACUCAAAAUUGUACACC
Molecule: messenger RNA, 3421 nt
Organism: Umbelopsis ramanniana AG
Lineage: Eukaryota; Fungi; Mucoromycota; Umbelopsidomycetes; Umbelopsidales; Umbelopsidaceae
Exons: 17
Coding region: 137-3286 (1049 amino acids)
Biological process (GO): protein autophosphorylation; phosphorelay signal transduction system
Molecular function (GO): phosphorelay sensor kinase activity; histidine phosphotransfer kinase activity
Source: RefSeq, a predicted model, not a curated record